AUGAGACAUUCGCCGACGCUCUUCGCGGUUUCUUGUCUUCUUUCUCCUCUUUUCACCAACGCCUUCUUCUUCGGCGGUGGUGGUUCCGCCUGUGGAUGUGCUCCGGCGCCUGCCUGUCCUCCACCGCCGCCUUCCGGAUGUGCUGGUGCUCCAGCGAGAGCCCGAGGAGCAAAGACUUUGGUCAGUUCACUUAAGUACAUAUUUUUUCAGUCUUUGGAACAUUUCAGGCCUACGACCAGCCGAUCCCAGAAGGCCCCUCCUCUGGUCCACGUGUAUAUUCAGUACCGGAUGAGCUUGAUUUGGUACGUUACAAUUUCCAUUCCAUUCUCCGAAAACUAGUUGAGACAAUCUGUAGUCCUUUUGUUAUCAGCAGUGGAUCAAUCAGAUUGUCCACUUUAUUAUGCAAUCUGCUGGUUUCGGGUAGCUAAUUGAACUUGUUCCCUCCUUCUAGAGAGCUGCCGCGUUUGGAGUGCCGCUUCAGCCACAGCCACAGUACUCGAUCUUCGACAUUUUGCAUAAUUUGGGUGAAAGUGGCGAUAGCCCUGCACAGCAGUUGGUCGUCGCUGACGGAAGCACGAAUACCGAUUACUUCCCGAAAGAGAACGACGAGGAUCUGACGGUGUCCGACAUGACUGGCAGCGGAGGGUUGUACCGCGGAAAAGAGAUCCGGAGAGCACCAUCAGAGCCAACGAUCCACGUUCACAGAGACGAGCCAUUGGAGACAACAACUGUAUCGUCGGAGAUUGUCAAAGUUGACACAGGAGAUGAGAAGCUUGAUGAGAACAAAUGCAGCAGUCAAGUUUUGAGAAAACUAAUGCUUGAGGUAACCUUCUAGAAUUCACUUUUGCCCACCAUUUUGUUUUUCAGAACAUGAGCGACAGCUCUGCAGAAUCAAAGAGAAGCAUUAAUCUAGCCGCAGAAGCAACGUUCGGAGGAAGUGUAGACGUUAUUUGCUCAAGAGGCCACUUUUCCUACAUUUUCACCUCUAAUCUCUAUUGCGAAGCGACGCAAGGGCUUACAACUUGCAUAGCAUUCCGACAAUCGGACAAAGUGCGAAGAAGGCGAUAA
Caenorhabditis sp. 36 PRJEB53466 is the source of this 1068-nucleotide messenger RNA. The record is from the annotation of a GenBank genome assembly. NCBI's taxonomy places the organism in Eukaryota, Metazoa, Nematoda, Chromadorea, Rhabditida, Rhabditidae.